Acomys russatus (golden spiny mouse) is the source of this 694-nucleotide messenger RNA. RefSeq names its product protein phosphatase 1 regulatory inhibitor subunit 1C (gene Ppp1r1c). Gene Ontology annotation, biological process: intracellular signal transduction. The record is from RefSeq and is a predicted model, not a curated record. Lineage: Eukaryota; Metazoa; Chordata; Mammalia; Rodentia; Muridae. The transcript has 5 exons. Gene Ontology annotation, molecular function: protein phosphatase inhibitor activity. Gene Ontology annotation, cellular component: cytoplasm. Bases 335 to 664 code for a protein of 109 amino acids.
AAGGCUAGCAUUGCAAUUUCAAUUAGCUGCUGAGUGAAAGCUUGGCAUGCGUAUUAGUGAGCGGGGGACACAAUUAGCUUAUUCUUCCUUUCCAUAUUGUGUUGAGAGGAUCCAAAGGAUUGGUGGGGGGUUAGGCAAGCCAGGCAUCGCUGAAUAUUGAAGAAGGGAGUUGCUCAAGCCUCGGUAUCUUCACUCGCUCGCUCUGGAAUUACACAGAUUUAUUGCAAAGCACAGUGUGUGGCUUGGUGAAGGGUGCCUUGGGGAAACACUCGGAUACCACUUGGGCUGCGUCUUUUUGAGCACUUCGCUGCCCUGUCUUAUUCUCAUCAUCAGCAUGGAGCCCAACAGCCCCAAAAAGAUACAGUUUGCUGUGCCUUUAUUCCAGAGUCAGAUUGCUCCUGAGGCAGCAGAACAGAUCAGGAAAAGAAGACCUACACCAGCGUCCCUUGUGAUUCUCAAUGAGCACAAUCCUCCAGAAAUUGAUGAGAAGAGGGUGAGCAACACACAAGAAGAAUCGCAGACCGCAUCCCCUAAGCAAAGGAAGCAGAGCGUGUACACGCCGCCUGCCAUGAAAGGGGUUAAGCAUCUGAAAGGCCAGAAUGGAUCAGCGUUCCCUGAAGAAGAGGAAAAUGCAAGCGAAAGAGAAGAGAAGUGGAACCAUUAAUUACCCACCUGCAGCAAGAGGACUUCCUGA